Linum trigynum is the source of this 2463-nucleotide messenger RNA. The record is from the annotation of a GenBank genome assembly. Lineage: Eukaryota; Viridiplantae; Streptophyta; Magnoliopsida; Malpighiales; Linaceae.
AUGUUUCGCAGUCUGAAUCUCCAUAGUCCCUUACUGUACUAUUCAACAUUAGCUCCCAAGAUUUCAAGUACAGAUAGAGUUGUUAGUGCUUGUGCUCGUACUGCGAAAGCAAACUGGUGUAUCACGAAGUUAAGUAGGGAAGGGAAGCUAAAUGAAGCACGUGAAGUUUUUGAUCAAAUGCAUAACAGAGAUGUAAUAACAUGGACGACAGUGAUUAGUGGAUAUAUCAAAUCUGGAUGGAUUGAGGAGGCAAGAAUGCUUUUUGAUAGAGAUGAUGCGAUAAAGGAUGUGGUCACAUGGACUGCAAUGGUUAAUGGGUAUUUGAAACUGAAUCUCAAGUUAGAGGCAGAGAAAUUGUUCAUGGCAAUGCCAUCAAAGAAUGUUAUUGCAUGGAACACCAUGAUUGGUGGGUAUAUGCAUGUUGGUGAAAUAGAUAAAGGGCUUGAUUUAUUCAUGAAAAUGCCCGAGAGAAAUGUGGUUUCAUGGAAUUUGGUUAUUACUGCAUUGACAGAAUAUAGGAGGGUGGAGGAGGCAAAAAUAUUAUUUGAAAAAAUUCCUCAGAAGGAUGUGGUUUCAUGGACAACAAUGGUGGCUGGUUUGGCAAAGAAUGAGAGAAUUGAUGAGGCCAGGGAGUUAUUUGAAAGAAUGUCAGAGAGAAAUGUGGUGACGUGGAAUGCAAUGAUCACAGGAUAUGCGAAGAAUAUGAGAUUAGAUGAGGCUUUUGUAUUAUUUGAAAUGAUGCCUGCUAAAGAUAUAGCCUCAUGGAACACAAUGAUCACAGGUUUUAUUCAAACUGGUGAGUUGGAGAGGGCGAGGAAGUUGUUUGUUGAGAUGCCCGAAAAGAAUGUGGUUUCAUGGACAGCAUUGAUUACGGGAUGUGUCCAAUUGAAGGAAAGUGAAUCGGCAUUGAUAAUCUUCGCUGAAAUGAUCAGAGAUGGUAAUGUAAAGCCCAACGAGGCAACUUUUGUUAACAUUUUGAGUGCAUGUAGUGACCUAGCCGGUCUUAGUGAGGGACAGCAAGUUCACCAAAUAAUUAGUAAAAGUAUCUUGCAGCAUAGGGCAUUUGUUGUGUCGGCAUUGAUAAAUAUGUAUUCAAAGUGCGGGGAGCUUGGUAUUUCUCAGAAGAUAUUUGAUGAUACAGCAGUUAAUCAAAGGGAUUUGAUUUCUUGGAAUUGUAUGAUUGCUGCCUAUGCUCACCACGGAUGUGGAAGGGAAGCGAUUAUAUUGUUCGAUCAAAUGCAAAAAUCUGGGUUUAAGCCUAAUGAUGUUAGCUACGUGGCAUUACUUUCUGCAUGUGUGCAUGCUGGAUUAGUGGAGCAAGGUCUGAAGUACUUUCAGGAGCUUCUCAGUGACGGGUCGAUACAAGUAAGAGAGGAUCAUCAUACAUGUUUAGUUGAUCUAUGUGGUCGGGCUGGAAGGUUGGAGGAGGCGUAUGAUUUUGUCAGGAAACUCAGUCCUAAGGAGUCAUCUUCAAUAUGGGGAUCGCUGCUUGCAUCGUGUACUAUCCAUGGGGAUCUGAGGAUAGGAAGGCUGGUUGCUGAAAGGCUUUUAGUUGAGAGGCCAAAGAAUGCCGGCUCAUUUUGGCUCAUGUCAAACAUGUAUGCUUCUGUUGGUAAAUGGAAAGAAGUUGAAAGAUUGAGAUUGGAAGUGAAGGAUAAAGGCUUAAAGAAGCAGCCUGGAUGUAGUUGGCUGGAAGUUGGGAAUAAGGAAUGCUGCUUGACGAAGAUGCUCAAAGUUCCUAUUGUGAUAUCACUAAGCCGGCAAUAUGCUGACCUGAUACAUUUUCUUAUUGUUUACGUUGUAGAGGAUGAGCAAAUUCAACCUGUGCUUUUGAAGGAGCAACCUAAAAGCAAAUGGGAUGAUGAAGAUGUGGAUGAAGAUGAGAUAAAGGAAUCAUGGGAAGAUGAAGAUGAAUCACCCACGGUGCCUGCAUCAAAACCUGUGCCAGAAAAGGUCCCCAAGAAGCCUGUGUUAAAGUCUACAAAAGAAAAAACUGUUGAACCAGCAAAGGAAGAGCCACCACUAGACCCCGUAGCAGAAAAGCUUCGCCAGCAAAGGCUCGUGGAAGAAGCUGACUACCGGAACACUAAGGAAUUGUUUGGUUCAAAGUCGAGCACCAAUGAAAAGAACAUUGAUAAUUUCAUCCCCAAAUCAGAAAGUGACUUCUUGGAGUACGCAGAGCUCAUUUCCCAAAGGCUCCGCCUGUAUGAGAAAAGCUACCAUUUUAUCUCUCUGCUCAAAACUGUGAUGAGACACUCAAUGACUAGUUUGAAAGCAGCAGAUGCAAAAGAGGUGGCGUCUUCAGUUACUGCAAUUGCAAAUGAAAAGCUCAAAGCAGAGAAAGAAGCCAAUGCUGGCAAAAAGAAGACAGGUGGGAAGAAGAAGCAGUUGCAUGUGGAUAAGCCGGAUGAUGAUAUUGUGGUGACGGGAUAUGAUGCGCUUGAUGAUUAUGAUUUCAUGUGA